AUGAAGGUUCUCGCCCCCCUUGUUCUGGCCAGCGCCGCCAGCGCCCACACCAUCUUCUCAUCCCUCGAGGUUGGCGGUGUCAACCAGGGCGUUGGUCAGGGUGUCCGGGUGCCGUCUUACAACGGCCCGAUCGAGGACGUCACGUCCAACUCGAUCGCCUGCAACGGACCCCCCAACCCGACGACACCCACCUCCAAGGUCAUCACAGUUCAGGCCGGCCAGACAGUGACCGCCAUCUGGCGGUACAUGCUCUCGACGACGGGGUCUGCGCCCAACGACGUCAUGGACAGCAGCCACAAGGGUCCUACCAUGGCCUAUCUCAAAAAGGUCAGCGACGCGACCAAGGACUCGGGCGUCGGCGGCGGCUGGUUCAAGAUCCAGGAGGACGGCCUCUCCAACGGCGUCUGGGGCACCGAGCGCGUCAUCAACGGCCAGGGCCGCCACAACAUCCGCAUCCCCGAGUGCAUUGCCCCCGGCCAGUACCUGCUCCGCGCCGAGAUGCUCGCCCUGCACGGCGCCUCGAACUACCCCGGUGCCCAGUUCUACAUGGAGUGCGCUCAGAUCAACGUCGUUGGCGGUUCCGGGUCCAAGACGCCCUCGACCGUGAGCUUCCCGGGCGCGUACUCGGGCUCUGACCCCGGAGUCAAGCUCAGCAUUUACUGGCCGCCCGUCACCAACUACACGGUUCCUGGCCCCAGGCCUUUCACCUGCUGA
Molecule: messenger RNA, 714 nt
Organism: Canariomyces notabilis
Lineage: Eukaryota; Fungi; Ascomycota; Sordariomycetes; Sordariales; Chaetomiaceae
Product: lytic polysaccharide monooxygenase
Exons: 2
Coding region: 1-714 (237 amino acids)
Source: RefSeq, a predicted model, not a curated record